AUGCCGCUCUUCAACCAAACUGUUAUCGUCAAAACAGUGCCUGGUCCUUCAGAUGCAGUUUUCCAACACGGCCAUUUAGCCACGAUCGGGCUGGCCCACCUCAUACGUGGAUGCAAGCUUACAUACCACAGUACCAAGAAGGAGGCAUUGUUUGUAGGAUCUGAAGGUACCGCCUCGCAGGGGCGGGACGACGGAGAAGAAGAGCAGAAGAAGACUCCUUCCGACCAGCCGCCGCCAUACGCCGAGCCACAGCCUCAGCCUGCACCUCCGCCCAGUACUGCCAACGUUCAACAGCCAGUGUUGGUGGCGACUGAGGUGGUGAUCGGCCCUGAGUCGUGCUCCCUGGUGUGCCCCUUCUGCCACGCUUCCGUGAAGACCCGGGUGGACGUCGUCAGCAACAGCAGGACACACUGCACCGCCUGCGUCCUGUGUCUGGUGGGAGGCCUGUGUUGCAUGUGGAUUCCUUACUGUAUGGACAGCUGCAAAAGCAAGAUACAUUAUUGCCCUAACUGUGGUGCUUAUAUUGGCACGUAUGACAAAUGA
Schistocerca americana (American grasshopper) is the source of this 543-nucleotide messenger RNA. Its product is annotated as lipopolysaccharide-induced tumor necrosis factor-alpha factor homolog. The record is from RefSeq and is a predicted model, not a curated record. The transcript is spliced from 6 exons. Bases 1 to 543 code for a protein of 180 amino acids. Lineage: Eukaryota; Metazoa; Arthropoda; Insecta; Orthoptera; Acrididae. Gene Ontology annotation, molecular function: zinc ion binding.